GCACAGGGAAAUGCUGUUUAUUUGUAAUUUUACACAAAAUGGUAAGGUGAAAUGUUUAAGACAAUAUAUAAUUAGUAAUGUCUGUUAAUUAUGUAUUAUGUUAUGUUUUCAGAUUUGUGUACAGGAACCAAUGGACAACCUGACAUUCACAAACAGCAUUCUCCUUGUGGAGGGACUGAAAGUUACACCUCAGUCAUCUCAGCCUGUUUUCAUUCUCCUUCUCUUGACUUAUGUCUUUACAAUGGUAUCAAACAUUGGACUUAUAUUUCUGAUCUCAACAGAGAAGAAUCUGCAUGACCCAAUGCAUUUUCUGUUCUGCAACUUGCCACUGAAUGACAUACUAGGAACCACUGUCAUUAUGCCACGCUUGCUGCAGGAUAUUUUAAGGGACACCUCAGAGCGCUAUAUAUCAUAUGCAGAGUGUGUUAUUCAAGCUUAUUUUGUGCAUGUAUUUACAGUAGUAUGUCACUAUGUGCUGAUGAUCAUGGCCUUUGACAGAUAUGUGGCUAUAUGUAAUCCAUUGCGAUACACAUCUAUAAUGACCAAUAAAAUGGUUAUUAAAUUAUCAGCAUUUGCUUGGGGCCUGGCAAUUCUUUUAGUGACAAUUAUGAUAGGACUCACUCUGCGUCUGUCUCGCUGUAGGUAUAAAAUUGAAAACCCUUUCUGUGACAAUGCCACACUGUUUAAACUGUCCUGUGAAAAUGUAGUCAUAAAUAAUGUGUUUGGACUUGUUUAUACUGUCGUUGUACUCAGUCUGUCGGCGAUGUGUAUUUUCAUAACAUAUGUCAAGAUUGCUACUGUAUGCAUAACCAGCAAAAACAAAGCACUCAACAGCAAAGCCAUAAAAACCUGCAGCACUCAUUUAGCUGUUUAUUUAAUCAUGUGUGUUUCUGGAGCUACUUUUAUUUUACUUCAUCGUUUUCCUGAAUACUCUGACAGCAGGAAGCUAGCUAGUAUACUGUUUCACAUUGUACCACCGGGAUUAAAUCCCUUAGUAUAUGGUUUACAAACCAAAGAGAUAAGACAAAAGAUUGUAAAACACUGGUGUAGAAAAAAGUGAAUUCCUCAAUGGAUAAUGUAUCUUCAUAA
Ctenopharyngodon idella (grass carp) is the source of this 1089-nucleotide messenger RNA. Its product is annotated as olfactory receptor 146-like. The transcript has a single exon. Gene Ontology annotation, biological process: G protein-coupled receptor signaling pathway. Gene Ontology annotation, cellular component: membrane. Gene Ontology annotation, molecular function: G protein-coupled receptor activity; olfactory receptor activity. The record is from RefSeq and is a predicted model, not a curated record. NCBI's taxonomy places the organism in Eukaryota, Metazoa, Chordata, Actinopteri, Cypriniformes, Xenocyprididae. Bases 98 to 1060 code for a protein of 320 amino acids.